AUGUGGUCCGCCAUUCCAUUCAUCCUCAGCAGCAUCGCGAUCGUUCAGGUGCAUGCCCUUGCGUUGUAUCCUCGCCAAGACGCGAGCCCUGCUGUAUCGGUUAAUGGGGUGUCCCUAGUAACUCCCAGCACCACUGGCUCAACCAUCCUGCUCACCACGAGUGGGCGGCCAGCGAGUACGACGAUCACACUGCGCUCCGCGCCGCCAGUUGUCACCUUCCUUUCUGGUACUGUAGCCAUACGGACUGUCACCAUCACCAACGUGCUGCCGUACCCCACCGCUAUUACGUUGCGUUCGUCCUACAUCCCGACCAUCCCCAGUGUCAUCCCCACUCCGGGUGUCGGUGGUAGCACUCCACAGGAGUCCAACACGAGUACAGGGCUUAGUAACGGUGCUAAGAUUGCCCUCGGUGUCACUAUCAGCGCAGCUACGGUCGCAUUUGCGGCCCUUGCGUUCUUCAUUAUGCGAAGAUUACGCGAGAGGCGUACUGGCUCGAGUGCUGGUGUAUUUAGGAGGGAGAAGCGAGCCUGGGGCGCCCUCGAAGAUCAUGCCACUUCGAAGGGCCAGGGUGGUGAGGGACGAGGGACUAUGAAAGAGAAGGAACACAAUCAUAAGGAAUCGCUAUCCAAUCCCGCCCCCGCUGAUCCAUUCGCUUCUGAGCUUGAUGCUUCUGCUCCGAAGCGAGUUUGA
Molecule: messenger RNA, 690 nt
Organism: Pleurotus ostreatus (oyster mushroom)
Lineage: Eukaryota; Fungi; Basidiomycota; Agaricomycetes; Agaricales; Pleurotaceae
Exons: 1
Coding region: 1-690 (229 amino acids)
Source: RefSeq, a predicted model, not a curated record